Messenger RNA from Anguilla anguilla (European eel), 1312 nucleotides. RefSeq lists its product as uncharacterized. Bases 83 to 1312 code for a protein of 409 amino acids. The transcript has 2 exons. NCBI's taxonomy places the organism in Eukaryota, Metazoa, Chordata, Actinopteri, Anguilliformes, Anguillidae. The record is from RefSeq and is a predicted model, not a curated record.
GGACCAUGCACUGUGAUGGAUAAAUGUGGGGAAUCAAUUUACAAGAUCUGCUGCAAGACAAAAAGGGAAAUCCAGCAUAAAUAUGUGGGAGACCCUCUUGACAGUAAUACUACCGGUGAUGGCGAUGACACAAGAGUGCCCAGAGCAGCGGCCAGCACCUCUGUCUGGGAUAAUUGCAAGACCACACCAGGGCGCCCUGAUCAACAAUGUCCAAUGGGUCCAUAUUCCAGUCCUGGUGAACUUGACAGCAUGGUCUCCAGAUCUGGACGAGCACUGCAAGGGGGAGAGCGUGACCCAGAUGUACAAGGACCUCAUGACAACAGCAUUCCUGAAAUACCAUGACAUGGUGGCUGCCAACUUCCAGAGCGACAGCCCAACCCCCACACCUACCAGACGAAAACUGCUCGGGUUCCUGGAUGGUGUUCUAGGAGCUACGGGAACCGGGUUAGGUAUUUCAAAUUGGAUGGAUACCCUACAAAUGAAAAGGAAUGAACUAAAACUGAAGGAGUUGAUUGCCACUCAGGUCCUACAAACUGACGCUUUCUUACAAGAGGGCCUAAAGGAGGAACAGGACACAGUAGGAAAUAUACACACCAUUGCAUCUGCACUGUCAAUCCUUGCUGACAGGGCCAGGAAAGCAUUUAAAACCAUUCACAAAGAAGUGUAUUGUGCCCAGUUUUCCUCAGUUAAAUAUCAAGAGAUUUCACACAUACUCCAGGAGAUCCAGGCUGGCAGAGUGCCAAUAACUCUCUUCACAGAGGAGGUUGUUAUGAAAUGGUUUGGACUAAACAAAUGUUUCAACACAUCCUCGGACAAUUUCAAAGACUUCAUGACUAACCUUGACAAAUGCAAACUGCCGAUUCCAUAUAGUAAACUAAUCCAAAUGGCGAGGAUCACCUCCCAUCCUAUCCCGGCUGGAUUUUACAGCCCAUUCGAUUAUGGCCCUCUCAUGGAGGGUACCAAUUUGCCCUUCUCUCCAAAGGGAGGAAAACCAUCAAAACCAAGCAAUAAGAUUCCCCCCAUACAAAUCAUACGAUGGUGGAAUGAGACUGUGUUUAACAAUUUACAGGACAAAACAUGGGCAUGUUCUGCUGGAAACUCUCUCCCACAGUUUGGCUGUUUCAUGAGACAAAUGUAUGCCAUGCUAGUAACGGUUUCUAUCCCUGUCUUCCAACCUGAGCAGGUAAUGGACAGAAUUGUAAAGCUUGAGAGUAUUGGCAGUUUACAAGGAAAUGUGCUAAAGGAGAGAAAAGACAUUCCAAAUUUUAUAACCCAACUAAAAAUGGAGGGCUGUAGACACACAGUGCUGUGA